This is a messenger RNA of Mesitornis unicolor (brown roatelo), 1480 nucleotides long. RefSeq names its product DEAH (Asp-Glu-Ala-His) box polypeptide 33 (gene DHX33). Gene Ontology annotation, molecular function: RNA binding. The record is from RefSeq and is a predicted model, not a curated record. Lineage: Eukaryota; Metazoa; Chordata; Aves; Mesitornithiformes; Mesitornithidae. The transcript is spliced from 9 exons. The coding region runs from base 221 to 1480 and encodes 419 amino acids. Gene Ontology annotation, biological process: positive regulation of transcription by RNA polymerase I. Gene Ontology annotation, cellular component: nucleolus; intracellular anatomical structure.
GAAACGGGCUCAGGGAAGACCACCCAGAUCCCUCAGUACCUCUACGAGGCAGGAAUUGGCCGCCAAGGCGUCAUCGCUAUCACCCUGGGGGCCAGCCAUAUCCUUAGCUACCAGAGUCUCGGAUGAGAAGAAGACACAGCUGGGAAGUCUGGUUGGCUAUACUGUGCGCUUUGAUGACUGUACAUCUGAUGAAACUAGAAUCAAGUUCUUAACAGAUGGGAUGCUGCUUCGCGAAGCUAUUGCAGACCCUAUGCUGCGGAAAUACACCAUUGUCAUCCUGGAUGAAGCUCACGAGAGGACAAUCCAUACUGAUGUACUCUUUGGAGUGGUGAAAGCUGCACAAAAGAAACGGAAGGAACUGGGCAAAAUGCCACUAAAAGUGAUCGUCAUGUCAGCGACGAUGGAUGUUGAUCAGUUCUCCCAGUACUUCAAUGGAGCUCCUGUUCUCUAUUUAGAAGGCAGGCAGCAUCCCAUUCAGAUCUUUUACACCAAACAGCCUCAGAGUGAUUACCUCCACGCAGCACUGGUGUCAAUCUUUCAAAUCCACCAGGAAGCACCUUUUUCUCAGGAUAUCUUGGUGUUUCUGACCGGUCAGGAAGAAAUUGAAGCAAUGACCAAAACCUGUCGAGAUGUUGCCAAUCAUCUCCCUGAUUGCUGCCCACAGAUGGUGGUUGUGCCUCUUUAUGCUUCUCUGCCCUACUUUCAACAGCUCCGUGUCUUUAAGGCUGCCCCCAAGGGCUGUCGCAAAGUGAUCCUCUCCACCAACAUUGCAGAAACUUCCAUCACCAUUCCGAGAAUAAAAUACGUUGUGGACACAGGCAUGGUCAAAGCAAAGAAGUACAGCCCUGAAAUUGGUCUGGAAGUGUUGGCAGUCCAGCGGGUAUCGAAGGCCCAGGCUUGGCAACGAACAGGGAGAGCAGGGCGAGAGGACAGUGGAAUCUGUUACCGGCUCUACACAGAAAAUGAGUUUGAGAAGUUUGACAAAAUGACGAUACCCGAGAUACAGAGGUGUAACCUGGCCAGUGUGAUGCUUCAGCUCCUGGCCCUGAGAGUUCCCAACGUGCUUACCUUUGACUUCAUGUCCAAACCAUCUCCUGAUGCUAUUCAAGCAGCAAUUGAACAGCUGGACCUGCUGGGAGCCGUGGAACGAAAGGAAGAUCAACCUGUCCUAACCCCCCUGGGAAGGAGGAUGGCAGCCUUUCCACUGGAACCGAAGUUCUCUAAAGCCAUCCUCCUCUCCCCUAAGUUCCAUUGUACAGAAGAGAUCCUGACCAUCGUGUCACUGUUGUCAGUGGACAGUGUCCUCUACAAUCCUCCUGCCCGGCGGGAUGAAGUGCAGUCUGUCAGGAAGAAAUUCAUCUCCAGUGAGGGGGAUCAUCUUACCCUGCUCAGCGUGUACAAGGCCUUCAGAAAUGUCAAUGGCAACAAGGUAGGAUGCCAGUGCUGUCUGAGCUCAUGGUUUUGGCAUACAGCGGGGUGA